GGAGGCAGGGGAGGACGGGAAGAAGAAGAGGGCAUCCAUCCAAGUCUCACUUGUGCACUCCCCCUGCAGAUCUGCCAAUCUCGCAUCCCAUUGGCUCACUGCAACGUAAAGCCGGAGGGGGACGAACAAGUACGGGAUCCCGGGAAGAUUCACCCGGCACCACCCCCCUUGGGUACUACGGAGUGGAGUACUAUUUUAAGUGUGGGCGCCAAACCAAUCGCGAGGACCCGACAAAAGAUGCAGGGUGCGGCGGCCACGACUCCCGCCCUCUCCAGAGCCCGUUGGGCCACACGCGGCCGCGCCUCCGCCUCGCGCCAUGCCGUCGCCGCCGUUUCCUCGUCCUCCGGUCCCCGAGGCGGCGCUGCCGCCGCUGCGCUGCCGCUCCUCCGCAUUCGCGGCGGCUGCCAGCUCAGGCCUCUGUCACUGCUGCCGGACAAGAGCAGGGCGGUCACGGCUGCGGUGGCGGCCUCUGCGGCUGCGCCCGUGCCGGCGGACGAGGUGACCGCUGCAGGGUGGAAAGAGGGCGCCAGCGGCGUUGCGGAGACGGUGCAGCUGGGCGCCAUGAUCGUCGCCUGGUACCUCCUCAACAUCUACUUCAACAUCUACAACAAGCAGGUUCUCGAGGUGCUUCCGUUCCCGUACACCAUUACCGCCUUCCAGCUCGCAUUCGGCUCCCUGCUCAUCUUCCUCAUGUGGGCUACCAGACUCCAUCCCGUGCCCAAACUCUCCACUGCACAGUUGGGCAAGAUUGCGCCGCUGGCCGUGGGGCACAUGCUGGGCACGGUGUUCACCAACAUGAGCCUGGGCAAGGUCGCCGUCUCCUUCACGCACACCGUCAAGGCCUCCGAGCCCUUCUUCACCGCCCUCCUCUCCGCCUUGUUCCUCGGCGAGACGCCUUCGCUGCCGGUGCUGGGCUCUCUCGUGCCGAUCGUUGGCGGCGUCGCCUUGGCGUCUUUGACCGAAGUUUCUUUCAACUGGGUUGGGUUCUGGAGUGCCAUGGCAUCCAAUCUGGCCAACCAGUCGAGAAAUGUCCUCAGCAAGAAACUUCUGGGCGGUGACGAGGAAGCUUUAGAUGACAUAAACCUCUUCUCAGUGAUCACUGUGCUGUCCUUUCUGCUUUCUUGCCCCCUGAUGCUGUUCGCAGAGGGCGUCAAGUUCACCCCUGGGUACCUCCAGAGCACUGGCCUCAACCUCCAGGAACUCGUCGUGAGAGCAGCACUUGCUGGUUUCUGCUUCCAUGGCUAUCAAAAGAUCUCGUACAUGAUCUUGGCGAGGGUGUCACCCGUGACCCACUCUGUCGCCAACUGCGUCAAGCGUGUGGUGGUGAUCGUCUCGUCCGUUCUGUUCUUCAGAACCCCGAUCUCACCCAUAAACGCACUAGGAACUGGUGCUGCACUAGGGGGAGUUUUUCUGUACUCUAGGUUGAAGAGAACAAAGCCAAAGGAUGCAUGAGGAUGAUGACAAGCAUUACAGUAGCAGUGCCUCCUAAAUUUUUUUUCUUGUAUACACGUUGAGGUAUACGGAUUAGAUGGAGAAACAUAUAUCGAUGAGUAGGGGUGAAAAUGUGACCGAUAUUUCCCUCCCACUCUUCCGACCGAAGGCUUGCAAAGUAAAUAUGUAUGUAACAAUAGAUAUCUAACACUAUAUGUGUCUGAUUAUGAAUUCGAGAAAAAAAUAAAAUAUGAUACAGGAUGAUGGAUACUUAUUUGAAAUAUUUAAAUAUUAGAUGUUA
Molecule: messenger RNA, 1732 nt
Organism: Phragmites australis (common reed)
Lineage: Eukaryota; Viridiplantae; Streptophyta; Magnoliopsida; Poales; Poaceae
Product: phosphoenolpyruvate/phosphate translocator 3, chloroplastic-like
Exons: 9
Coding region: 238-1452 (404 amino acids)
Biological process (GO): transmembrane transport
Cellular component (GO): Golgi apparatus; membrane
Molecular function (GO): antiporter activity
Source: RefSeq, a predicted model, not a curated record